UGACAUGUGAGAAACAUCUGUUCACAGAAUCGCGUUCUUCCUGCUACUUUAUAUAAAGUACAUGUCAGAACAUCAGUGGAUGCAGAGCAAACAUCAACACCUGACCUCUCCCCAGCAUUCCAUCAGUGAGUGCUACAGUCCGCAUGUCAGAGCUCAAAGGAUGUUUCCCCAGAGACACUGAAAUGAACUAAACUUUUAUGAGAUUUCAUCCAUACGUCCAUCCCUGUACUUCACCAGCAGCGAGAAACAACAAUGGGGUUACUCAGCAGGAAGAUGAAUCUGGCUCUGCUUUGGGGAAUAUCUGUUUUGUUUGCUAUGGAGUCCAUGAGUGCUUACAUCCCAAAAACCAACUCAACUGCUGAACCAGACAAGACAACCACAAAGCUCAUAAGUGCACGUGUACUUCAUACUGAAACUCAGAAACCUGCGGAGAGAAGUGUUGCUGCACCAGCACAGAUUACUCUGUCACCCACAGUGGAAACAAAAGAGGCCGUCGUCACUGACAGAAUUGACACCUCAGAAGACAACACAUCUGGUAUGGUUGCCAUGAACACUGUGGUAACAACUACAAGCAGCUCAAGUCCACCAUUGCUUGAUAUCUCCACAGCGGUUACCACAACUGCAGGUGCAUCGCAUCCAUCCAACAACACAACGAUCUCAGAGACAGCCAAACCUACGGAGGAACAGUCACCCAGCACUUCUACAGACACGACUGCUCCUGCAACAGCUUCUACAGCAUCUACACUGCAUGUGUCUUCCCCACAGCCUACAUCCACCACUAAGCCUGAAGUUACAUCCAAGUUAUCUUCCACCACCUCUCCUGUUAAUUCUUCCCCGUAUCCAGUCGUCACCCAAACCCUCAGCAGUCCCUCACCUUCUACUACCGCCAUAACAGUAGCCAACCCCACCUCUGAAGCAGCACCUGUGUUUGACCCCACAACAAUUGAGGCCUCCAGCACUGAGCUUUUGUCUACGUCUCAGCCUAUUUCGGUGACAAAAAUACCCAUCUCCACAACAGGGUCGAGCUCUACCGCUGAACCCCCAAACAUCUCAUUCUCAACCGAUUCUCCCAUCCCUACGACCAAUGUCUCCAGCACCAAUGUCUCCACCAGUCCUGCAGGAAUCUUGGUCACUCAUAUGCCCAAGAUUAUGCCGAUACCGAUCACCAAAUCCACUCUGGCCACUACAACCGCACCUCGUGAAGUGACAAAGAGCCCACUCAGCACCGAGGCCCAACCCUGCUCCACCCGAGGCGUGGUGAAGACCUGCCUCAUCGCCGUCGCCUCCUUGGCCGCGUUGGCCACCGCCUUCAUUGUCUCUACCAUCAUCCUCUGCACCAAGCUUUCAACAAGGAAGUACAAAGUCAAGAAGACGUCUCAGCCGGCCACAGAGAUGAUGUGCAUCUCGGCCCUGCUGCCUGAGAAGAAUUACACCUACUCAAGACAACGCAAUCCACCCAGUAACGGAGUCCUGGUGAUCCAUGGUGGUGCAGACAGCGAUGAGGACGGAGGAGAUAACCUUACUCUCAGCAGCUUCCUUCCAGAAAAUGACCGCGUUGUUUAGAUGGAAUUAUUACUGUCAUCAAACCUCAGAUCGGACUGAUUCGUCUGAUGUCAUUGAUGUGGAAACAGUUGCUGUUUGAACAAACUUGUGCUUCCCGUUUGAUGUUGGUGGUUUGGCUUCGCUGCACGCCCAUUCUUGUUGGAGGCCGAUACAUAGAUACCACAAAUACAAACAAAACAAUU
This is a messenger RNA of Etheostoma cragini (Arkansas darter), 1745 nucleotides long. RefSeq names its product selectin P ligand (gene selplg). The transcript has 3 exons. NCBI's taxonomy places the organism in Eukaryota, Metazoa, Chordata, Actinopteri, Perciformes, Percidae. The record is from RefSeq and is a predicted model, not a curated record. The coding region runs from base 253 to 1563 and encodes 436 amino acids.